Molecule: messenger RNA, 2501 nt
Organism: Amphibalanus amphitrite
Lineage: Eukaryota; Metazoa; Arthropoda; Thecostraca; Balanomorpha; Balanidae
Gene: AspRS
Product: aspartate--tRNA ligase, cytoplasmic-like
Exons: 11
Coding region: 364-1986 (540 amino acids)
Biological process (GO): aspartyl-tRNA aminoacylation
Cellular component (GO): cytoplasm; cytosol; aminoacyl-tRNA synthetase multienzyme complex
Molecular function (GO): aspartate-tRNA ligase activity; RNA binding; ATP binding
Source: RefSeq, a predicted model, not a curated record
CAAAAAAAGACAAAUAUUUACUUUAUUGCCUUUCAUAUUGAGAUAUUAAAAGAAGAAAACAACAAUUAUAUUACAUGAAACAGGAAAAAAAGAAAAUUAAAAGCCGUUUUACUUUAAAUGGGAUUUUUGCAUCAUUUUGAAGACGUUAAAAGCUGGAAUUGGGAUAGCUUCUUCCAACAUUACAUUUCAUCAUGCACAUGUGUGCGGAAAUGUUUCACUGCGGGUGGGGAGGUGUUUGCUUGAAUCGUGGUUGUUGGAGGUGUGGGGUGUUAAUUCAUUUUCUGUUGUUUUUGUACAUCACGCCUGACAUUAUCAUAAUUUCACUGCAACUAUUUUCAAGCAAUUUACUAUUGAACGGCUGCAAUGGGUGUUAAAGAUCCCCAAUCUACACCUGCAAAAAGUGAGGCAGAAGAUGGAGACUCCAAGAAAGCCGCAAAGAGGGCAGCAAAGAAGGCAGAGAAAGCUGCAAAGAAAGCUGAACAUAAAACACAGGAGAAGCCGGCCGGCGGUGACGCUCCCGCCGCCGACGGAGCGGCCGUCGAGACGGACGUCUCCUCGGGCCGUUACGGCCGCCAGCCGAUGAACCAGUCGGCAGAGCUGCUGGAGCGGCCGCUGCACCGCGUUCAGGAGCUGACCGCGGCGCAGGACGGCCAGCGCCUCUGGGUGCGCGGUCGGCUGCACACCAGCCGCGCCAAAGGCAAACAGUGUUUCUUCGUGGUUCGUCAGCAGCAAUUCACGGUACAGGCACUGCUGGCCGUGGGAGCGGAGACCAGCAAACAGAUGGUGAAGUUCGCCGCCAACGUGGCGCGCGAGUCCAUAAUCGACGUGGAGGGCGUGGUGCGCCGCUCGCCGCAGCCGAUCGAGUCGUGCACCCAGCAGGAGGUGGAGCUGCACGUCACCCAACUCUGGGUGGUUUCCGCCUCGGAGCCGCAGCUGCCGCUGCAGAUCGAGGAUGCGUGUCGGCCGGACACGGAGGAGCCGGAGGGUGUGCAGAUCCGCGUGAACCAGGACACGCGCCUCAACUACCGCGUGCUGGACCUGCGAACACCGACCAACAACGCCAUCUUCCGCGUGGAGGCCGGCAUCUGCCGCCUGUUCAGGGAGACACUCACUGCCCAGGGCUUUGUGGAGAUUCACACACCCAAAAUCAUCUCGGCGGCGUCCGAGGGAGGUGCCAACGUGUUCACCGUGUCCUACUUCAAGAGCAGCGCCUUCCUGGCGCAGUCGCCGCAGCUCUACAAGCAGAUGGCCAUUGCCUCCGACUUCGAGAAGGUCUUCACCGUCGGCGCCGUGUUCCGAGCGGAGGACAGCAACACACACCGCCACCUGACCGAGUUCGUCGGACUCGACCUGGAGAUGGCGUUCGCGCAUCACUACCACGAGGUGGUCGACACCAUCGGCAACCUCUUCACCGAGAUCUUCAAGGGCCUGCGCGACAAUUUCCAGACGGAGAUCGAGACCGUACGCCGCCAGUUUCCGUCGGAGCCGUUCCGGUUCCUGGAGCCGCCUCUGCGCCUCGACUUCAUCCAGGGCGUGGAGAUGCUGCGGGAGGCGGGCGUCGAGAUGGGUGACGAGGAUGACCUCUCGACGCCCAACGAGAAGCUGCUCGGCCGGCUGGUCAAGGCCAAGUACGACACCGACUUCUUCAUCAUGGACAAGUACCCGCUGGCAGUGCGGCCGUUCUACACGAUGCCCGACCCCAAGGACGGGCGCUGGAGCAACUCGUACGACAUGUUCAUGCGCGGCGAGGAGAUUCUGUCAGGCGCGCAGCGGAUUCACGACGCCGAGUUCCUCACGGAGCGGGCCAAACACCACGGCAUUGACAUCACCAAGAUUCAGGCGUACAUCGACAGCUUCAAGUACGGCUGUCCGCCUCACGCCGGCGGCGGCAUCGGCAUGGAGCGCGUCUGCAUGCUCUACCUCGGGCUGGACAACAUCCGCAAGACGUCCAUGUUCCCGCGCGACCCCAAACGGUUGACGCCCUAGGCUGAGGUUCCCAUAUCGCCCGUUGUGUGGCGCCACUGUCAACAGCGGCGCCACUCGGCUCCGGCCUAUUCCGCUGGGCACUAUAAAUACAUAUUCGGCCGCCCGUUGUUGAUUUUUUCUUUUUAAAGCGAACCAACCCGAGAUAAGUCAUGGUCGUGGUUUUAGCGAUGAAAAUUGACUCCCACUCUUCCCAAAUGCUCGUUAACAGAUCGUCGGCGGUCGCUGGUCAGUGGGCUGGGCAGGGCGGGUGGUUGGCUGCUGUGUCUGUGUGGUGAGGGAAGGAGGGGCUGUUUUAGGCCCGGGGGACGGUGUUGGAACCUUGUGUGCCGUGUGCCGCUCUCCAUCCUCGCUCGUCCGGCGGCUGCGACACUGUCCUGUGUGCCGCUCUCGACACGAGGCGCCUGCUCGGCCGGCGUCUGGUGUGUGCGUGCUGUGUUUAUCAGUCUUGUAAACAGGUCCGCUGCCCGCCGGCACCGCAGCUGGGCGUAAAAUAAACAUACGGUGGGGGAGGAGCA